GUCCUCGUACAUUCAUUUUGUUGCAGCAAUCAGGUCCAUGGCUUCCCCGCUACGUCGCCCUUCUUCAAGAAAGAAAAGUAUAUAUGUGUUGGGACCACCAGAGAGUUGGCUGCCUCAAACAUUCGAAGGAGAUUUCCUUUCUCCCCCAGCUCGGCCUUGUCUGAUAGCAUUGUCUCAAACUCGACAUUCCUGAUUGAGGAAAGGUAGGAGCAUUUCCCACUGGAAGAUGGCGCCUCCAUCAGAAACUAGCUGCAGUCUGCGGCGCAUCUUUUGGACAGCAUUCGCAAAGACAAAGAUGGACAGGAACCAGCGCUCCCCGCUUCCCAUUCCCAACAACAACCUAUUGAAAACCUGCAAGACGGAUAAGCUGGGGGUGAAGUCCUUCCUGCCGCAUUACCUGCCAACAGUUGAUCCAGGCACCGGAUCGACUUCGAAGCUGGUCGUGCAGGCUGAAACGGUACCAAAAGAUGAGGCAAUUCUCUAUCAGUGGCUUGUUCAGAUUGUUACGUUGGUUCAGUGGGUGCUCAUGUGGAUCUUCCCAUUGGCAACAGGCGACUCAAGAACCGGCGGACCUGUUGUGAAUGAUGAGGACGAGAUGGUCCAAGACGCAUUCACCAAGGUCCCAUUUGCAAACCUCCAGAAGUCUUUCCAAGCUCCUGUGCGCCCUCCGGGUAUGGCAAAGGGCAGAGCUGACAUCGGAGAGCUGGCCCGCAAUGGCCCCUUGCUUCGGUACACCCAAGCAAAGUCUCAGCAAGGGCCAACCCAGGGAGGGUACAUCAUUGAUCUCUCGAAGCUCGCAAAGUACAAAGUCUAUCCGGGCCUGCACAGACUGGGGGCCAAAGCUGAGCUAAACGCUGUGUGGCAGGUAACCAGCAUAACCACGGGCGAGACAGGAGCUGUCAGCCCUUCAGACGACCCCGAACGCUUUGCACUGGCCAAACAGAUUUUCUUGGCCAGCGCUGCCACUUAUAACAGCAUUCUACACCACACGAUGGGAGUGCACGUGGCCAUGGCGGAGUGCUUUGAGAUCGCGGCCCGGAACACGCUGAGCGGCUCCCACCCCCUGCUUCGGCUGCUGUGGGCCCACUUCUUUGGGGCAAUCCGGAGCAACGCACAGACCAUCAGGACUGACCUCCAGGGGGGCUUUUUCAAUUCGACGUUUGAAUCGGUGUUCAGCUGGCCUCGCGAGGAGAUCUUCAAAGCGGUAGCUGAUUACUGGACAGACGGGUUCGACCUGCUGGAGAUGGACCCCAGCCAUUACUGCAUGGACGUCGACUCUCCCGCUGCCAACAAUCUACGGGAGCUGUGGGGCGUCAUCGCCAUGUACUCCAAGGAUUACCUGUCUAUCUACUACAAGGACGACGAGGCGGUUGCCACGGACGCGUCCAUCGUUCGUUUCUUAACCCUCCUCAACAACCUGGUACCCGGCGGUGUCACAAAUGUGGUCAACCCGGUCACGCCUACGCUCAGCGGUCUCACCAAGCUUGCAGCCGUCUUCAUAUGGUCGGGCACUGGCGAGCACGGAGCCGUGGGUCAGAACAUGUGGAACUAUGUGUGCUGGACUGCCACGUGGCCGCUCAGAGUGUAUCAGGGCGCUUUGCGUGAGGACAAAGACCGCUACCAACUGUGGCUCAACUACAACUACAUCCUCAACGUGCCGCGUGCCUCUCUUGUAAAGGACUUCUCUGACCUGGCUUUGGACUCCAAAGGCGAGGCAGUCAUGAAAGAGCUCCAGAAGCGCCUCAAGAAGGUUCAAGAGCAGAUGCCUUCGGCGCCGAAGAAGGCGGGGCUCCUCUAUCCCGAUGAGCUGGAUUGCAACAUAGCUUCGUAAAGGCUCUGGAUAUUUAGAUAUGGGCUCCUUCUUUUGUGGCACCAUCCAUUAGCCUGCAUCUGUAGAUUGCAAAGUUACUUGCAGCAAAGUGUGAUCGGAUUUCAAUUGCGUUUGAUACAAAAACCUUCGCAUUUGGUUUGAAACCUAUAUGUUGUUGGGGUCCACGAUAUAUAUAUAGCAAGAGGAGGAUACAUAUACUGUAUAAUAAGAUACGUAUGAUACAAGGUCCUCUGUAGAAUUAUACAGAGCAGUGGCGCUAAUGGACAGAUAGAUAUCACAGAAUUUGAUAGAAAACGUAAUCCGUUUCAUAGAUAAUCAAAAGCCAUGCGCAUGGACAGCUCAUGUGAUAAAGUUUUCUUGUGCAGCAUUAGAUCUGUUGUUCACCACCAAG
Molecule: messenger RNA, 2222 nt
Organism: Klebsormidium nitens
Lineage: Eukaryota; Viridiplantae; Streptophyta; Klebsormidiophyceae; Klebsormidiales; Klebsormidiaceae
Source: the annotation of a GenBank genome assembly